Molecule: messenger RNA, 6152 nt
Organism: Poecile atricapillus (Black-capped chickadee)
Lineage: Eukaryota; Metazoa; Chordata; Aves; Passeriformes; Paridae
Gene: SMS
Product: spermine synthase
Exons: 11
Coding region: 203-1204 (333 amino acids)
Biological process (GO): spermine biosynthetic process
Molecular function (GO): spermine synthase activity
Source: RefSeq, a predicted model, not a curated record
GGGGCUGCUCGAACCUGGUGCAGGACGCGAUUAGCGCUGGAGCGCCGGGCUGUGGCAGGGCCUGACCCCGCGGGUAUCUGCAGAGGGCACGUUCGGGCCGGGAGCUGCGGCGACAACCACGUUUCCCGGCGGCCGAGCUGAGUGGAAAGUUGAUUGUAAUGCCGUUCUUAAAGCUCUACAGCCCAUUUUUCAGGAGCAGGGAAUGACAGAAACAGUUCAUAACUGGGAAGACCAUGGUUAUUUAGUAACCUACAUCAAAAAAAAUGGCAGUUUUGCCAAUUUGAGAAUUCACCCUCAUGGAUUAGUGCUGGUGGAUCUGCAGAGCUACAAUGAUGACAUGAAAGGAAGAGAAGAAGUUGAUCAGCUUCUAAACAAAGUAGAAGAAAGAAUGAAAGAAUUGUUUCAUAGUAACAUAAAAAGGGUGAAACGGUUGCCAGCGAUUUUGAGAGGAGGUGUCAUUGAUAGAUACUGGCCCACAGCUGAUGGGCGCCUGGUGGAAUAUGACAUAGAUGAAGUUGUUUAUGAUGAAGAUUCACCUUUUCAGAAUAUUAAAAUUCUGCAUUCAAAACAAUUUGGGAAUAUUCUUAUUCUCAGUGGGGAUGUUAAUCUGGCAGAAAGUGACCUGGCAUAUACUCAGGCCAUAAUGGGCAGUGGAAAGGAAGAUUACACUGGGAAAGAAGUGCUAAUCCUAGGAGGUGGUGAUGGAGGUAUACUAUAUGAGAUAGUCAAACUGAAGCCAAAGAUGGUUACUAUGGUAGAGAUUGACCAAAUGGUGAUUGACGGGUGUAAAAAACACAUGCGUAAAACAUGCGGAGAUGUCUUAGACAAUCUGAAAGGAGAGUGCUACCAGGUUCUAAUUGAAGACUGUAUUCCUGUACUGAAGAGGUAUGCCAAAGAAGGAAGAAUGUUUGAUUAUGUAAUUAAUGAUCUGACAGCUGUUCCAAUCUCCACAUCUCCAGAAGAAGAUUCCACGUGGGAAUUUCUGCGGUUGAUUCUUGACCUCUCAAUGAAAGUCCUGAAACAAGAUGGAAAGUACUUCACACAGGGAAACUGUGUCAAUCUGACUGAUGCCUUGACUCUGUACGAAGAACAGCUUAGCAGGCUUUAUUGUCCUGUGGAGUUUUCAAAAGAAACUGUGUGUGUUCCCUCCUACAUGGAAUUAUGGGUAUUCUACACAAUUUGGAAGAAAAAGACUGACAUCUGAACAUCAAGACUGAGAUUCUUAAAUGUACAUGCUGCAUGGAGCAUAUAGGCCUGCCACAUGCUGCAUAUUGGCAUCUUGAAUCUUUAAAUUAUAUGCUGUAGAUGAUCCUGAAACUUAGUCAUGCUAUUGAUUGUGAAUUCUUUAAAUGUUUUUUUAUUAUUAUUUUAAUUUAAAAGCAAAUGGAAAAUGUAUAUUUUGACAAGCUAGGGUGUUAUUUUUGAAAGUCAACUUAAAGAUGAAUAAGCAGCAAAACUAUAUAGCUGCUGACUGCACUGAACCUUUAGAAUGUGAUCCUUUUUAUUUUUUUGUAGAUCUUCACAAACUGGUUGAUUAAAAAAGACAUCUUUAGCAUUUCAUCUUUGAAGGGUGGUCCAUGGAGUUUUUGUUGUUUUUUUUUUUUCAACAGAUUUUUUUCAUUUAUGGUGCUUUUUAAAAAUGGGAGAGGGUUUUUGUGUGGUUUUGGCUUUUUUUAAUGAACACUGCAUUGCUUCCAUAUAGAGAAGGGCAUAACUAAAAAGAAAAAAAUCUUGUGAGAGAAUACCCUAAGUCCUUUGUUGCAAAGGGAAGAAAGCCGGUCUUAAAUUUUUAUUUACCCUAGUUUCAUUCAUCAUUGCUGUAAUCUCUGCUGCAGAAGAAUCUUUGGCCUUUUACCUCCUGGAAUUCUUUAGUUGCUGCCAUAUUGAUUAUUUGGAUUCUGAUAUAGAUUUGGCAGUAGCUUUGUACUGAAGCAUGAAGAUAAAGGCUGGGCUUUCAUUCCACCACAGUGCAAGAAAUUGAGUGUAAUGAGGUUCAUGUGGGCAUAUCUUCUCCCCAGCCGUAUGGGAAGCACUAGAUUUUUGAAGUAAAGAUAGAGGAUGAAGAAAUGUGGGUGUGAUGUGAUCUAUCUUUAUGUGCACCUGUACUGAAUGUUCUGAAGCAAGUGUGUGUGCGCUUCAGUAGGGUCAGUGAUGGUUGUAUUGCCACAGAUGGCCCAUAUUGUGUGAGGCUCUUGCUCAUUCACUUGCAGUGUAAAAAUCAGUAGAAGCUGGAGUGCAUUGUAGUUCUGUUCUGAAGGAAGAUGCAUUUUUCUUUAGCAGUUAGUUUCUCAUGCUGUCAAAACUUAUUUUUGUAAGAGUCUGCUAUGUAUCAAUUGAAAUAUUUGUGUUUAAAAAUCCACUUGAAAGGAGGUAGGAAGGAUAUGACCAAUAUGUGCAUUUUUUACUUCUCCAAGGUAGAAUAAAAAGUGCGCUAUUUCCCUAAACAUUCUAAUCCUGAACAUAGUGAUGUUUGAUUCAACACCCAUAUCAACAUUUUCUUAGUUUUAUUGGAGAGAGUUGAUGUGCCCCACCAACAUGAAAACAAACCAAACAAAAGCUGUCCUUUAUGUUCUUAAACCAUACAUAAAAAAACCCCUAUUGCAUCCCACAUCUAUAAAGUCUUAGUGGAAUCUCAGUAGCCUGUGCAGAAUUCCAGUCUGAGACUAGAAAAUGUGCCAAAAUUGUUUUUUUCUGUAAUUGGGCAAAAACUGUUAAAAUGUUUUUGGCUUGGAUAGCUGAUAGAUAGAAGCAUUUUUCAGUCUUACUACUUCGAAUUAUCCUGGUUAAUUCUCUUAAUAAUACACAGGGUGCAGUUCUUCCAUGGCCUACAGCUUGUGAAUCACUGAAUACUCACAAAGAACAGAGCUUACCUCUAAAUACAAUAAAGUUUCCUGUAUCUCCCUGAGUGUUCUAGCUCUGUUGAAGGCAUCCUAGAAAAUACUUUAAUAUUAUUACCUGUAAUGUAGCUCUUCAUUUAUGAUCCAGGACUGCAGACAGUUUGUCUAGCUGCAGAUGAAUGCAGAUAUCCUGUAAACAGGUGUAUCCAUAACUUUGCAAGCAUGAAUAUUUCCAUUGGUUCGUAGUGUGAUUACUCAUGUAGAUGAAAUGAAGCACGCGGGGACAGAGCUCAGAGCAUGUGUUCCUGGGUGAGCUUGGCAGAUGUAGAAAUCAGUCACAACAAGUGGGGGUGUUUUGGUUUUUAGCAGGAAAACUUGUGAACUGGAAGAUGACUUAAUCUGCUCAUUGUACCAGGGCUUGUGCUUCCCUUUAGCAUCGCUGCACAGGGGGCUGCUGGGUGUGCAGAGAUGUUCUGUAAAGAUUUCCAGAAUGACCAGGGGACCUGAAUUGCAUAUUAAUAGCUGAGAGGCAGCAGUGCUUGCAAACUUUUCAACUAAUACGGUAUGAAGAGAGUUGGAAUAACUAUUUUUUUUCUUUAACUUUUUUUAAGGUAGUGUUUUAAAGUGAUAGAUGCAGUAUAAAGCAAUUCAGCAAACACUGAACAUUAUAUUUUUUUAAGUUGCUGAAUUGAUUCUGAGCAAAUAUAUACACAUUGUUAGUCUUUAUUUAUUUGUUGCUGUAGUGUAGAUUUUUUUAAAAGAAAAACAAGUCUCUGUGUUAGAAUUUUCAAAUGCAAACUGCUAUAGCUGAUCAGUUUUCCAUGUUUAAGGCCAGUUGGGAAAUGGGUAUGAUUGCUGCACUAUGUAUGCAAACAGUUCCCAAGACAUGGUUAACAUUAGAGGUUUCUUAAUUAUUCUUUGCACUAAAUGCUGCUUCCACCUAGAAGUUAUUGAUUGAUAGUAGUUUGUGCAAGGAGAAGACUGCUGGCAUUGUAUCUACUGCAUCAGUGCAGUGCACAUCUUAAAAUAAAGGUACGCCAUCAUUACUUGUGUGUUUGAAUUGUUAAAUCCAUUGUGGAUUCAGUAUCCAAAUGACAGAAUUGAUGGGUAUGAUGCUUACCAUUGUACCUCCUUUUUCUUUGUCACAUAAACAUACUUCCUGGUCCUUUUAUUGAGUAUCUUUUCUGUCUCAGAGUAAUAAAUUCAGUUAUUUUCCAUAUGAUAAAUGCUCAGAUACUGUGUGGUGUGGAACAGCGCACUGAUAUUUGUAAUGGGGGGAUCACUUGAGGCUUCAGUGAUAUUUGCCUAGAAAGAGUUAAUUUCCUGUACAGCAUUUCAGAUGUGAAUUCUUUGAAGGUCUCUGAGUGGAAGUUUGAGUUUUUCCACUAAAGCAGUAAGUUGGCUUUGGAUGACAGUGUGACUUAUUGCAUGGCACAGAGAAAAGACAGGCUUAGGAGAAGUCACUGUGACACUGAGAAUGAUGGAAACUGGCACAGAAGUUCAGGGAACAGGGAGAAGGGCAUGAACAGGAUGGGACACAUCAAAGAAGUCAUUAAUCUUGCCAAAUCACACCCCAGAAUAAUGUCAUACAAUGAAAGAAAAACAUGAACAUAUUCCAGAAAAUACAGAGAGAUUUACAUGAAUUCCAGUUAACUGGAAAAGAGUAGUAUUUACAUCUGAUUUAAGUACAGUGAUAGCAGAAGCCUUGCUAGUUGGGAAAAAGAAAGGGGGAAGGCUUAACUUUGAGGGGAAAAAAGUCUCACAUACAGAAUAAGGAGUAAUUUUGGAGUGCCUACAUGCACAGUAGGGAAGAUAGGUAUCUUGGGUUUUUAUUUUUGCUGUCUGAGAGGUUGAGGUGUUGACAGCUUGCUGGAGGGAAUAAGGCAAGGGGAUGGGUGAGAAGAGAACUCAAUUUCUUAUUUUAAUUGAGGAAUAGGAGACUGCAGAUGAUGUUGCCUGUGGGUAAUAGGAGGAAGCUGACAAACUUUGCCCACAGAGAGAAGAGUAGUUGGAGUCAUUAGAGAUGCCAAGGGAGCAAGUGAGAGAAGUAGCAAAGUAAGCUACUGCUGCAGUGAUUUAUAAUAGCACUGAGCAGCUUAAAAGUGCCUUUUUGAAAUAUGGAAUGCUCUAAGAAGCAAGGAAUGAGGAAUGUGACAUGGGAACUGGAAGGAUGUGAAGAAGUUUGUUUCGUGGUCGUACAUUGCAGUGAACUUGAGCUUUAAAGGUAGAAGUGGAGAAGGCAGAAAGAAGGAAAAAUAAAAUGUGAAAUUAACUUCAUAAUUGGAAGUGUGAUGAGAAGUAUUCCUGUGGCGUGUCAAGAGAGGAAAGGAUGCAGGGGCAGGAGACAUUAAGUUGGAAAGGACCUGGGGCAAUGAGCUAGGAGGAGGAGCCAGAAAACAGGACAGCACAACAGAUGUGGUGUGUGGGGGUUUGGGGAACACAUCUGGACAUACAAGAAAGUACCAGUUACACUGCCCAGCCUGUGCUCUGAUGGUAUUGGAUGGAGAAGGAAGAGAAACUGGAAACAUUUGGGUUUGAUUUGUUGGUUUUUUUUAAACUGAGUAAUGAGUGCAAGAUGUCUUCUAAGUAUUUUAGAAGGAAAAGAGCUUAACUACUGGAAAUUAAAUGAAGACUAAAAGGAAGCUUCAGAUUAAGGAGUGUUUAAGGGUAGACUGAUUACCGAAGCAAAUAAAUACAAACUUUAUGAAGUCCAAAGGCAAGGCGGCUGUGGGAUUUAACUGUCAUGGAUUGUCACUGCCUGGAGAAAGGAGGAAGGCAGAAGGAUACCAGUGGCAACUCUGCUGUCUUCAGCUCAUGGAACUGAAAUACUGAUCAGAACUGGCAAAUGUACAAUCAUAAUUAAAAAGCACUGCUGCUGCAGCCAUCUGAUUUCAACAUGCCAUGAUAACUGUAUUACUUGAGAGGCUCUCGUGACUCAAUGAUGAAUGCACAUCACAAUGUGCCGUAUUGCCUGUGCAGCACCCAAAUACAAAAGUAUUUUAUUGGUGUAUAAUGGAAACAUUUUUAUGCAACUGUUCUUUGUACAGGCACAGAAAUGCACCAGUGGAAUAAAACAAUAGUUUUAGUAGAUGGGAAUAACAAAGAUGAGUGUGUACAAUUCUGUGAAGUCUUUUCUUGUUCUGGUAGCUGCUAGUAUUAUCUAACACUUCCCCAUUUAACUUUAGUUAAUUAUCAAACCUGAUGGGUUUGAUUUUAAAAAUUAUUUUAGUCCCUGCUUUGUCCUAAUUCUGCUCUUAAGCUCCUCACUGGGAUAUCCUGUGAAAUUACAUGCUAGUGCUUGGCAUGUCUUGUAUA